AAAAUCCCAUCCGAAUUCCUGCCGGGACAAUUCUCAGAGAUACGAUUAGUAAUUCCAAUGUGCCACGUGUGACUUUGAACGGUGCUGAAAGUUUUUUGAUAUCUUGGACCGCGAGCUAUAUAUUGCAGUAUCAGGGUCAAGAAGUUCUUAAUUUAGAAAAUCAAAAACGGCAGUCAAUGAGG
Dentiscutata erythropus is the source of this 182-nucleotide messenger RNA. Lineage: Eukaryota; Fungi; Glomeromycota; Glomeromycetes; Diversisporales; Gigasporaceae. The record is from the annotation of a GenBank genome assembly.